Schistocerca gregaria is the source of this 1607-nucleotide messenger RNA. RefSeq names its product translation initiation factor IF-2-like. The record is from RefSeq and is a predicted model, not a curated record. Gene Ontology annotation, molecular function: chitin binding. Gene Ontology annotation, cellular component: extracellular region. Bases 191 to 1375 code for a protein of 394 amino acids. The transcript is spliced from 2 exons. NCBI's taxonomy places the organism in Eukaryota, Metazoa, Arthropoda, Insecta, Orthoptera, Acrididae.
GUGACACGUGUCGCAACGUCCGCGAGAGGAAAGAGCUGACAGUCACUUGUUAUUCAGAUCCGAGGCUUAGACUGGCGAAUCAUCUGUUUACUGCCGCGACAACCUGGCGAGAUAAGGCGGCGUAUUUGAGGCGAGCUGACUGUCCUCGCGGCAGGAGUGAUUCUGCGACGAGACACGAGACAGCUUGUGCAUGGGGAAACGAACUCACUUAACGCACGCCGCCCUGAUUCUGGGGUUGGCAGUGCUGGUUCCACAGUGUGUCUGCAAACCACAAAGCUGGAGCCUGCCGAAACUACCGCAGCUGCAGACACCUGUCAUCGCUCCAGGGCAGCUACCAUUCGACUGUGCGGAGCUGACUGCCGACCCGCACAUACCGAAGUUUCUUAUCCAGGAACUCUGCAGCCAAUCACCGGCCGAACCCGCGGCAGACGCUGCUGCUGAGGCCAGCGAUCAGGCUGAAACUGUCGAGACCAAAGUCCAGGAAGAAGCUGCUGAAAGCAAAGAUCAGGUAGCAGCUGCUGAGACCCAAGAUCAGGAAGAAGCCGCUGAGACCAAAAAUCAGGAAGAAGCUGUUAAGACCAAAGAUCAGGAAGAGGCUGUUGAGAUCAAGGAUCAGGAUGGGGCUGUUGAGGCCAAAGAUCAGGAAGAAGCAGAGAAUGCUGCCAAAGAAGUAGAGGCUGCAGAGGGGCCAGCGGCGAGGCGCUCGAGCAGCGCUGAUGCCAAGCAACCCGUCGAGGUGAUAGUGCCUUUCUUCCGCGUGGUCAUCCAGAAACUCAUCAGCCCAGACGCCAAGGUGCCGACCAGGGAAUUCUGGGCAAAGGCCUACCAGGAGGCAGGCUCUCCCAAGCUGGCCCGACACCCGACCUUCUUUGAGAUAGCGGCAGGCGUCCAACAAGCUGUGGAGUCCUUCCGUACCGAAGACUCUUGGUCGAAGGUGGUGCGCCUGAUCAAAGACUUGACUUCAGACAAGCAGUGGAAGCGGCUGGAAGCGGUGCUGGCCGCAGCUCACGGGCGAGACCCUGCGAACCUCUGGAAAGCCCUGGGCGCUGCCAAGGCCUUGAAGGUGGCGCUCAAGUCUUCAAUAAAGGAGCCACAGUGCAGAGUGGAGGGCCUCAACCCUGACCCGGAAGACUGUCGCGAAUUCUUCGUCUGCUUCCGCCUGCAGGGUCGCUGGAAGUCCAAAGACGCCAAGUGUCCAAAGUACACAGAGUUCAGCCCCAGCCAGCUGAGAUGCGUCUGGGCGCCCUUCUCCGACUGCGUCGAGCAAUCUGACUCUGACUCUGGCUCUGACGAGGAUUCUGACUCUGAAGAAUCCAGCAGAGAGGCUAUCGAGAGAAUUCUCAAGCACGGACCAGGUGCAUUCCAUGUCCAGUAACUACACAACAGUGUCAUUCAAGUAUUCUGUCAAUAAGAGUGUUUUCCUCCUGAAAGAAAUUCGACAUCUGAUUGAACUAUCGUCUCCUGCAGAACUGUAUGCAAUAAAUUCCACCUAAAUAAAAGCACCUGUUUUGCUUGUUUAUAAUUAAGUUUGAAAUACUGUUAGGAGGGAGCACAGGGGAAAAAAACUGAUACUUCAAUAGUAGUGCACAGAAUUAGAAAAAAUAAAA